AUGAAAGAGCCACAGGUGAGGCAGUUGUCGUCCUCGCUCCUGCAGAGGAAUGACCAGCCUGUGAUUCAGCUCAGCUCCGAGCAGCCGGCUCUGACCAGCUGGCUCCUGCCGGGCUUGGACAUGUUCGGCCCCGGGCAGCUGAUAUCUACUCUCUUUCCUGCAGUUUUCCACUCACCUGCAGCGCACUUUUUCCCUGCAUUCCCAACAAGACUGGGCUCUCCAGCUCAGAUCCUGAUCCCAGGGCCCUUUAUCAGCUAUGAGUCCUUGAGGAAUUAUCUGCAGCCAGAGCCAUGCAAGGAAGCUUUGCUCCUAGCAACACAAGCAGCAGGGAUGGGACAACUCGCAGAGGGAAUAGAUGAACAGAGGCCAGUGAAGCAGCGGCGUGCGCGGGCCAACUACAGCAGCUGGCAGCUGGAGGAGCUGGAGAAGGCCUUCGAGACCACGCACUACCCAGACAUAUUCAUGAGAGAGGCGCUGGCCCUCAGACUGGACCUCAUCGAAGCCAGAGUGCAGGUGUGGUUUCAGAACCGCCGAGCUAAGAUGCGGCGACAGUUGAAACUCCAGGGCCAGCUCACGGGGCCGUACGUGAAAAGUGACAGUGACGACAAAGCAGAGAAGGCCAGCAGGAGUUUAGAGCAGGCGGAGGGCUGUGACGGAGAGCACUGGGAGAGGCGACAGGAAGGGGAAAACUAUCCAUGGACAAAAGCUCCGAGUGCUGUGUUGACCCAGCAUGUGCAGCCUCUGAUCCAGGGGUCGGGGAAAUGGGAGGGGCCGGAGGUACCGAGUUCGGAGGAACUGCGCUCCUGCAGCAUCGCCAAGCUGAGGGCCAAAGCCAGGGAGCACGAGGCCGAGAUCCACAGCACUGUAAACAUGUCAGGAGCAGACAGACAGCCACAAACACAGGAAGCUGAUGCCAUACAGAAUGACUGA
Myripristis murdjan (pinecone soldierfish) is the source of this 930-nucleotide messenger RNA. Its product is annotated as visual system homeobox 2. The transcript has 4 exons. The record is from RefSeq and is a predicted model, not a curated record. Gene Ontology annotation, molecular function: sequence-specific double-stranded DNA binding; DNA-binding transcription factor activity, RNA polymerase II-specific. Gene Ontology annotation, biological process: regulation of DNA-templated transcription. NCBI's taxonomy places the organism in Eukaryota, Metazoa, Chordata, Actinopteri, Holocentriformes, Holocentridae. Bases 1 to 930 code for a protein of 309 amino acids.